Bathycoccus prasinos is the source of this 1257-nucleotide messenger RNA. RefSeq lists its product with no specific name. The coding region runs from base 1 to 1257 and encodes 418 amino acids. Lineage: Eukaryota; Viridiplantae; Chlorophyta; Mamiellophyceae; Mamiellales; Bathycoccaceae. The record is from RefSeq and is a predicted model, not a curated record. The transcript has a single exon. Gene Ontology annotation, cellular component: membrane.
AUGUUGCACGCGCAACUCAUCGGCUACGGCUGGGCAUUCUCCGCCGCCAUCGGGAACGGCAUUCAAGAUAACCUCCGGAAAUACGCCACGAAAUCGAUCAAAAACCCACUGCACGUGGUCGCCAUGAUGGAAAUGUUAAACUGCGUGACGUUGUUCCUGUUUGUGUUUUGUACCGGACAAGGCGAGUUAAUAUUCGGGAAGCGAAAGCCACUGUUUCGACAGAAAAACGAAUCAUCGAGGAGUUACAGCUAUGAAAACGACGACGACCAAAUCGCGCGCACGCAUUUAAUCGUGCUCGCGUCGAUAUCUGCGCUGAUUAAAUGCGUCGGGUCGGUUGCGUUUCAGAGAGCGUUACAGUUGACGCCGAUAAGUUUGUGCGCGCCGUACAUGGCGUUUACGCCUUUGUGGUUGCUCGGUCUGUCGUUCUUUAUCGUGCACGAAAUUCCGAGCGCGAGAGGAGUGUUUGGGGUGGUUGUCAUGACGGGAGGCGCGUACGGGUUGAACAGUGCCGCUGCCGGGAGUGGAGGAGGGGCGGCGGCGGGGGCGACGACGACGGCGUCGGGGGCGUCGACGUUAGCGGAGUUAGAGGUAGGAAUAGACGAGAGGAAAUAUCAUCGCGAGGGAGGUGCGAAGAGUCGGAGUAGCGGUUUUAGCGGGAAUAGGAGCGGUAGCGACGGUAGUAUGCUGAUGGUUGAGAAUAGUACUAAUAGCGGGGCGGGCAACGAUGCUGGUAAUAUCGUAAAAAAAGAUGGCGUGGUGAGAACAAUUCGCCGAGCCGUUCGGGAGUCGUUGGGAAAACAGGCGUCGGCGUUGAGAAAACAACCGGGAAGUUUAAUCGCAUUUGGCGUCGCUGGUUUGUGGGGGUUAACGAGCGAUAUCGAUAAGCUCGGGAAGAACGCAUCAGCUCAUGCUGGUGGAUUUAUCGUGUACGUGACGCUGCAGAGGAUUUUUAUGGCCGCGCCGUUGGGAAUGAUUACGGCGGCGUUAAAUCCGGAGGCGUUUGGGUACUUGAAAAAUCCAAAAACGCUUUCGAUUAUAUUCGGCAUGGGUUUAUGCGAGUUGUAUACCGUGGUUGCGUACUUGCAUAGUUUAGAGCAUUUGUUUACGAGUUACGCGGUAGCAGCAAAGAGGAGCGGGAUCUUAUUGUCCGUGCUAGGUGGAGCCAUUAUGUUUAAAGAACCGAUUGGGGAUCGAUUGCCGUAUGUUUUCGUGAUUAUCAUAGGCAUGAUGUGCAUCAUUCUCGCCGACGAAUAUUAG